UUGGCAUUUUCCUAUAUGAACUCAUUUAAAAUCACCGCGCGCCCGAGGCGGAGGCCACUCAAUUUCCAGACCGAAGCGAAGGAGACGAAACGGACGAUGGCUGAGUCUCACAAUGAGCCGCUCAUCCCGCAUCCCGGGGAGCAAACUAUCAUCGGCAUGAGCGACCCCGAGAGAGACUCCAAUCGGAAGGCGUUCAAGGUGGCGGGCUUCACCGUGCUGGCCUGCCUGCUCAUCGCCGGCCAGGCUCUCACCGCUUACUUCGUCCUGAGCCAGAAGAGCAGGCUGGGCGACAUCGAGCAGAGCAACGAGGCCCUGAGAAAGCAGCUGCUUCACCAGACUGGAGGAUCUUCUGGAACCAAGAGGAUCAAUGUUCCCAUUCACAGCAUGCCCGGGAUGGUGUACGAUGACGUGAAGCCUGACAGCGACAAAGGCCCUUCCCUCAAUCCCAUGACAGGAUUCAAGUGUAAGAACAGCUCCUCCAACCUGCCGGGUUUCCAGCCUGUUUGUGAUGAAGAGGGUAAUUAUCGCCCCAUGCAGUGCUGGAUGGACGUGUGCUGGUGCGUGGACAGCAAUGGCACUGAAAUUGCCGACUCUAGGACAACGGGGAGAGCACAGUGUGGAGAAGCGCAAGGCCCACGUGACGUAAGGGACAUAUCCAGCAUGGAAGAACUGUCUGAUCAGUAAAAAUUGCCAUGCUGUGACAGAAAGAGGCAAAUCCACUGUUAUCAUCUGCAGCUAAGAUCUUUAUCCUGAAGCAAAAAUUAAUCGACUGAGAUCAGCGCUUUAAGCAUGUUUGACCUUUCUGGUGGAAGACAUUUUCAAGUUCUUGCAAGAGUACUAACUUCUACUUGGUAGAUUUUGUAAUUAAAAUCUGACCGGAACUUUUUUGGAAACUUUUUUUCUGGUAUAGCAUCGCUGACUUGAUCUGAAGUAGAUAUAGGCAGUGUGGGUAAUUUUUUGCAUGUGACUCUCAAUUGGCUGAUGCUAAGUGAGUUUUUAAUUCGACAUUCCAUCCAAAAAUUUAUUGGGAUUUUUUUGUUCUGUUUUUAUAAUGAUAAGAACUGUUUUAUGCACUUUCUAAGGCCGUAAUUUUGUGAUAAUGUCAAUUAUCAAUGAUAUGAGAAACUGUAAGUGUGAAAAGCCCAACAAUUAAAUAAACUUCUAAGCUUUUUCUAACAGAGUAAA
This is a messenger RNA of Paramormyrops kingsleyae, 1185 nucleotides long. RefSeq names its product H-2 class II histocompatibility antigen gamma chain-like. Gene Ontology annotation, cellular component: membrane. NCBI's taxonomy places the organism in Eukaryota, Metazoa, Chordata, Actinopteri, Osteoglossiformes, Mormyridae. Gene Ontology annotation, biological process: immune response; intracellular protein transport; antigen processing and presentation. Gene Ontology annotation, molecular function: MHC class II protein binding. The record is from RefSeq and is a predicted model, not a curated record.